Messenger RNA from Diospyros lotus (date-plum), 3274 nucleotides. RefSeq lists its product as uncharacterized. Lineage: Eukaryota; Viridiplantae; Streptophyta; Magnoliopsida; Ericales; Ebenaceae. The record is from RefSeq and is a predicted model, not a curated record. Gene Ontology annotation, biological process: intracellular monoatomic cation homeostasis. Gene Ontology annotation, cellular component: mitochondrial inner membrane. The coding region runs from base 191 to 2893 and encodes 900 amino acids. The transcript is spliced from 18 exons.
AGAGAGAGAGCGCGUUCUGUGAUGAAACGUUUCCCCACGUCUCCGGAUAAACCCCUAACUGCCACGCCAGUCUCUUCCAAAUCCACAAACCCCCCAUCGGAGCAAUUUUCCCUGGAAUUUUCCGUCGUCUCGCAGUUUUGCUUGAUUUUCUUGCCAAUCGCCUCAAGUUUUCGCGCUCAAUUUCUCAUCCAUGUCUCUCAGGUUGCAUCAUCAGAGCCCCCCAAGCUCUUCAAAUGCAUUGGUGUCACCAAGUAGAACCUGUGUUUCGAACAAAAACAUGGUUGACUUGGAUCAAAGACUAUUUAAUUGGGGUUAUUCAAGGAAAAGAUGCCGCAUAAAGCUUGCUUCAUGGGCUGAUGGUAAUUUGAGCCUGAACUAUGGAUUGGUGGAUCUUAAGAAAAAUUAUUUGACCCUCUUCAAAUCAAGAAGGCACUGUUUUCCCUUUGCUUCUGAUGAUGAUGGUGUUACUGUCAAUGGGAGUCCCCAACCAAGAACUAGCAGCAAUGUUGAGGAAAUUAGGAUCAAACUUGAUCAAUCAUUGCAAAAUAAAGAUUAUAGUGAUGAUCUUGUUCAAUCCUUACAUGAUGCAGCCAGGGCGUUUGAAUUAGCAAUUAAAGAAGAGAGCACUCUAUUUAAAUUAUCCUGGUUCUCAACUGCAUGGCUUGGCGUAGACAAAAAUGCAUGGGUGAAAGCACUAUCUUACCAGGCUUCUGUGUAUGCCCUAUUACAAGCAGCAACUGAGAUUUCAUCUCGAGGAGAUGCAAGAGACAGAGAUAUUAAUGUUUUUGUCCAAAGGAGUUUGUUACGGCAAUCUGGUCUUCUGGAAAGUGUAAUUAGAGAUAAGUUAUCAACCAAGCAGCCUGAAGCUUAUGAAUGGUUUUGGUCUGAGCAAGUGCCAACAGUGAUGACCACUUUUGUUAAUUAUUUUGAAAGUGAUCCACGCUUUACUGCUGCAACUGCAGUCUCUCGGAAAGGAUUUACUUCAGGCAGUGCAAAUGACAUUUCACUCCUCAUGCUUGCAUUGAGUUGCAUUGCAGCAAUCACAAAGCUUGGUCCAACAAAAAUUUCUUGCUCACAAUUCUUCUCCAUGAUACCUGAUGUAACUGGUAGAUUGAUGGAAAUGGUCCUUAAUUUUCUUCCUAUACGGCAAGCUUAUCAUUCUAUAAAGGAUAUUGGUCUACGCAGAGAAUUUCUUGUUCAUUUUGGUCCUCAAGCUGCAGCAUGUAGAGUGAAAAAUGAUCAGGGAAUUGAAGAGGUGGUAUUCUGGGUUAGUCUAGUACAGAAGCAGCUGCAGCGAGCUAUAGAUAGGGAGAAGAUAUGGUCAAGACUCACCACAUGUGAAAGCAUUGAGGUGUUGGAGAGGGAUUUGGCUAUAUUUGGAUUCUUCAUUGCCCUAGGGAGAAGUACGCAAUCAUUUCUGUCUGCAAAUGGCUUCGAUGACAUUAACGAACCUAUUGAAGGCUUCUUAAGAUACCUCAUUGGGGGCAGUGUGUUAUAUUAUCCUCAGCUCUCCUCAAUAAGUUCUUAUCAACUUUAUGUUGAGGUAGUCUGUGAAGAGCUGGAGUGGCUUCCAUUUUAUUCUGGUAUCACUAGCACCUCAAAACGCUCCAACAGCCACAUACACAAAAGAGAAGGUCCUCCAAAUGCUGAAGCUAUUCCUCAAGUAUUAGAUGUUUGCUCUCAUUGGAUUCAGAGCUUUAUUAAGUAUAGUAAAUGGCUGGAGAAUCCUUCUAAUGUUAAGGCAGCAAGGUUUCUCUCCCGAGGGCACAACAAAUUGAAGGAAUGCAUGGAAGACCUUGGGAUGCACAACAAUGAAAUGGGUGAAGGCAGUCAUAAGCAAUCCGUUGAAAAGACAAGGUCUGGAACAUAUUCACUGAGUGAGAACGAACUGGAUUCUUCUUUUGAUAAGGCAUUGGAGAAUGUUGAAGAAGCCCUUAUAAGGCUAGAGGAGUUACUUCAGGAGCUGCAUGUAUCUAGCUCUAGUUCUGGGAAGGAGCAACUGAAGGCUGCAUGUUCAGAUCUUGAGAGGAUGAGGAAACUCAAGAAAGAAGCUGAAUUCCUUGAGGCAUCUUUCAGAGCAAAGGCCGCUUCUCUUCAACAGGGAGAUGAUGACAACAGUCCCUCUUCUUCCACCAGUGAGAAGCAACAAUGGUCCAAAGGAAAAAACAGGAAGACUUUUAAUAUUAUGAGCAAGAGCAAUCCUCGUGGGUUGUGGAACUUUCUUGUGCGCAAUCCUGCCAGGAGAUCGGACUCCGAGUUAUCAGCUGCAGAUGGAAACGAUGAUACUUUUGAGAAGAGUUCUUCAGUCGCUGGCUUAACAAACUCACAAUCAAAUGAAAUUCAACGGUUUGAACUUUUAAGGAAUGAACUAAUAGAACUCGAGAAAAGAGUCCAACGAAGUGCUGAUCGAUCUGCAAAUGAAGAGGAGGAAAUGGUGAUGACAGUUAAUUCUGUCAAGACUGCUGAUGGUCAUACUCAAUUAGCAUCAGUUCGAAAGAAAGAAAACUUAAUUGAGAAAUCAUUUGAUAAGCUCAAAGAAACCAGCACGGAUGUUUGGCAAGGAACUCAGCUUCUCGCAGUUGAUGUUGCUGCUGCUCUGGGAUUACUUAGAAGGGUCCUAAUAGGGGAUGAAUUGACUGAGAAAGAAAAGAAAGCUCUCCGAAGAACUCUAACUGAUUUAGCAUCAGUGGUUCCUAUUGGUUUUCUCAUGCUCCUUCCUGUUACUGCAGUUGGGCAUGCAGCAAUGUUGGCUGCAAUUCAGAGAUAUGUGCCAGCGCUGAUACCCUCCGCAUAUGGACCAGAAAGGUUAGAUCUCUUGAGGCAGCUUGAGAAGGUGAAAGAAUUGGAACCAACUGAGAUGAACCCUGACGAAAAUGCAGAGGAAUUAUCCUAAAUAGAAACCCCUCAUUUGUCUUUAAGUCCUUUGAAGCAAGGUAAUCAUUGGUUUUCAGUCCUUGACAGUGGGUGAGCUCAUAGUUGUUCAUUCUAGGUGUCUGCAACUCCAGGUUACCAGCAUGGACUACUGUCAACUGUAUAAUGUUCAAGAACGGCACUUUUCUCCAAGCACUCUAAUUCUUUUCAAGUGCAUCACAAACAGAUUAUUCGGUAGCUUAGCUACCAAUUCAUUUUGUAUUUUUUGGGUGAGGAGAGCGUAUCAUUCUCGUCCUCUCCAAUUCACGUAUCCUUCCUGCAAUUUCAAGUCAAAAACCUCAAUCCUGUUAUUGUACAGCAACCCAUAUUUUGAUGUAAUUUCUAAAGUUACCUUUGCUAGCAA